CCAUGCAGCACCUCAAUGCGAAACCAUGCAAACCAAAUACCUCAUGAUGCAAGUUUUGUAAACUCAUUAUUGCCACUAAUCGCCGCUCAAUACUUUUUCACUGUCGUGUAUCAUCGUUGCAAAUCCAAUUUGUGCCAAAAGAGAGAUGAGAGCUACGCGGUUAUUAAUAUUGUACGGCAGUCAAACCGGCACGGCAGAAGACGUUGCUAGCAGAAUUUCACGAUGCGGGAAAAGACGCAUGUUUCAUGUUACCCUAUUGAGCAUGGACGAUUAUCCCGUGAGCGAACUCAUUACCGAAGAGCUGGUCUUAUUUGUUUGUGCAACUACCGGGCAAGGCGAAGAACCGGACAACAUGAAGUCGUUCUGGACGUUUCUGCUGCGAAGGACCUUACCCAGUAAUUCCCUCGCAUCUAUGCUGUACGGUGUUAUUGGAUUGGGUGACUCGUCGUACCUGAAAUUCAACUUCACAGCCAAGCGACUGCACCGGCGUCUCACCCAGCUGGGGGCGAAAGCUCUCGCGGAACCGGUGUACGCAGACGACCAGCACGAGCUGGGUCCGGACGGCAUGAUUGACCCAUGGUUGGAAAAUUUCUGGAACAUAUUGGAAUCCAAGUAUCCUCUUCCUGUAGGACAGACUACAUUGAGUGAUGACAUCUUGGAAGCGUCCAUGUACCAACUGGAGCAGCAGCAGACUGCAUCCUCUACGUGCAUUGUGAAUCAUCGUGCCUUUUUGAGUCCAGUGCUUGAGAACCGCCGUAUGACUAGUGUAACUCACUUUCAAGAUGUGCGAUUGCUGAGAUUUAGUACGAAAGGGUCUUGUAUCCACUUUGAGCCCGGAGAUGUUGUUAUGGUCCAACCAGAUAAUAUGCAGGAGGAUGUGUCUCAAUUCCUUCAUCUCUUCCACUUGGAUCCGAACGUUGUGUGGAGAUUAAAGUCGUCAUCCGUACUGUUACCCCCUUUGCUGUCUGAGCCAAUCACAGUGCAGACAUGUGCAGAGAAGUAUUUUCACCUCAGCUACAUUCCAAAGAGAUCUUUCUUCCAAGUCUUUUGGCACUUUGCAGAUGAUGAUCUAGAACGGGAGAAACUGCGUGAGUUGAGCACGGCUGCAGGCCAGGAAGAUCUUGUUGAUUAUGUGAUUCGUCCACGUCGGACUGUACUAGAGGUGUUUGCUGACUUCCCGCACACAACGUCAAGAGUGCCUUGGAACUAUCUUUUCGACUUGAUUCCACCAAUUCGUCCACGUCCUUUUUCUAUUGCAAACUCGCUUCGAUCCCAUCCGGAUGAGAUUCACAUCUUAGUUGCCAUUGUAGAGUUUGAAACCAAACUUUUGAAACCUCGUCGUGGCCUGUGUUCAACCUUUCUGGCACGCCUCCAGGAAAACACUCAAGUGCCACUAUGGGUGAGGAGGGGAUCACUUAGAUUGGCACCCGAUAAUGCACCAGUGCUCAUGGUGGGACCAGGAACAGGAUGUGCACCAUUUCGAGGAAUCAUACAAGAUCGAUGCAUCAGGAACAUUCCAGAGAACAUCUUGUUUUAUGGUUCUCGCAACAAGGCUGGGGAUUUCUUCUUUCAAGAAGAGUGGAACAAAUUGGUUGAGAGAGGUCAGCUUGACCUGGUCACUGCUUUCUCUAGAGAUCAGGAUCACAAAAUAUACGUACAGCAUAGGAUUUCCCAGGAGAAGGAAAAAGUCCUAAGCUCAGUGGCAAAGGGAGGGACAGUGUACAUCGCUGGAAACGCCAAAGACAUGGUCCCAGCCGUUCGUUUAACACUCAAAGCCAUAUUGCAGGACUUGGCUGGGCCAGAUGAAGACGGCGAAACUGUUCUCAAGAGGCUCGAGCGGUUGCAUCGGCUUCAAAUCGAAGCAUGGUCCUAAAUGGAAAACAUAUUCACUUGGUUUCUCAGCGACAGUUUCUUGAGGAUAGUUUUUGUUGUUCUAAUACAGUCGAAACUCACGGGGACUGCAAUUUC
Ornithodoros turicata is the source of this 1968-nucleotide messenger RNA. Its product is annotated as NADPH-dependent diflavin oxidoreductase 1-like. The transcript is spliced from 4 exons. NCBI's taxonomy places the organism in Eukaryota, Metazoa, Arthropoda, Arachnida, Ixodida, Argasidae. Gene Ontology annotation, molecular function: NADPH-hemoprotein reductase activity; flavin adenine dinucleotide binding; FMN binding. The coding region runs from base 146 to 1873 and encodes 575 amino acids. The record is from RefSeq and is a predicted model, not a curated record. Gene Ontology annotation, cellular component: cytosol.